Molecule: messenger RNA, 390 nt
Organism: Capsicum annuum
Lineage: Eukaryota; Viridiplantae; Streptophyta; Magnoliopsida; Solanales; Solanaceae
Source: the annotation of a RefSeq genome assembly
AUGAGAUGUGACCUCAUGAUGGGUCGGUGGGAAUGGCUCGUGAUCGUGCAUUCAAUCAAUUUCCCUUGGAAACGUUGGAAACGAUGGUCAAGGUUUGCCGUAAAUAAACAGAUGAGUUCGAUUCAAGCAUCCGAACAAGAAUACGGUUCAGAUACCCGCCACUUAGGAUUUUUGCUUUUUCUAUCCCGGAGGGCGGGUCUCGUGACAACGCCUUCCUCUGCGGUCUCUAUUCGUAGGAAUAGAAUCGUCCAAGUAAUUGCGUCUAUCACUGAAGGCAGCCAAGAGUCACUCAGGGCUAUUGUACUUGUACUACUCAGCUGUUAUAGUCCAUUAGAGUGUUUGAAAUCCCUGAAUCCUGACUCUGUACGGAGCAGUAGGCUUGAGUUAUAG